UUGACAGGUGGCCGUUGUUGUAAUCACAUUUCGUGGUUGACAUCAAACAAAGUUUGGAUCAGUGAUACACAAUACAGACUCUCUUUGACAAACACACAAGGUGUCGAUCUCCACAAAAUAGAGGAUUUAUAUCAUGAUGAAGAGUCCUAUAGUGAUUUUUACGGAGCACACACUGUUACCCAUGAGAGUGAAUUGUUUUACUUAGAUAUGAGUUGUAAUAUCAACAAACUGUCAAAGGAUAUGAAAACAAUCAUCACUUUCAUAAAGAACACGGACUCUACAUGGAUACCACUGAGUUUGCACUGGUCCCCGUCCACUAGGGAUCUACUGGUCGGUAUGUAUAGAAAGGAACCGCUGACAGGCAAGGUAAGCCGGUAUAACCAGAAUGGCCAACUAACACAGGUUAUACAAAACGACAACACUGGACAGUUGCUGUAUACCCUUCCUAACUAUAUAACAGAAAACAAUAAUGGGGAUAUCGUGGUAUCUAACUUUGACUACUAUCCAUCUUGGUCUGGUGCUGUAGUGGUGACAGACCGUGGAGGAAGAUAUCGUUUCUCAUACAUUGGGCAUCCACCAGAGAUAGGAUUAGAGCCAUUGGGAGUUUGCACUGAUGCGCUGUCACAUAUUCUAGUCUGUGAUAAAGGAACGGCCACAGUGCAAAUGUUAGACAGGGACGGUCAGUUCCUGUCACAUCUACUGAGAAGACCACCUGGGAUAUUUACACCAUGCAGCCUAAGUUAUGAUAGAAGCACUCACCGUCUCUGGGUUGGAUCUCACAACAACAACAAAGUGGUUGUAUUUAGGUAUAUAGACCGUCAGAACGUUUUGACAGAUUCUAAAGAGUCACCGAGAGAAAUCUCAACCACAGAGAUAGAAGCAGCACAACAAGGAAACGAAAAUCUAUUCAAAAUGGCAGUUUCUCCUAAGUCAAUCCACUUUUUCCAAACAAAAGAUGUCGAUUGUUGUUAUCACAUUUCCUGUGUGACACCAAACCGGGUCUGGGUCAGUGACCAUCGAGGCGAUCUCGUCUUAUUAACCGCAACAAACGUUGUUUUACAUCGGAUGGCGAAUUUAUUAUGCAGGCAUUCAAAUAGAGGCUUUGGGUUACACACAGUGAACAGUGAGGGUGAAUUAAUUUAUAUAGAUAUAUCUUUUAACAUCAAUAAACUGUUAACAGAUAUGACAACAAUCACAAGGUUUAUAGGGAGAAGAGACUCUACAUGGAAACCACUGUGUGUGUACUCAUCCCCACAUACUGGGGAUCUACUGGUUGCUUUGUAUAGAGAGAACACAAAUACAGGUAAAGUAAACAGGUACAACAUGAGCGGGCAUCUGACACAAACCAUAAAACAUGACAACACAGGGCUUGAACUUUAUAGUGGUCCUCGCUUUAUUACAGAAAACAAUAAUGGAGAUGUUGUGGUGUCUGACUUUGAUUAAAUGUGUGGUGCUGUAGUGGUGACAGAGCGUGGAGGAAAACAUCGUUUCUCCUACAAAGAUCUUGCACAUCGAUCUAGACAAAAGUCGAUGAUGCCUUCUCCCUUCGCAUUAUAUAGAACUGGAUCAGGAAUCAAUCCAUUCGGAAUCUGCACCGACGCGCUGUCACAUAUUCUAGUGUGUGAUGCCAGAACCAACACAGUACAUAUGUUAGAUAAGAACGGUCAGUUUCUUUCACUUCUACUGGACUUAAACAUAUCCACACCUCGAUGCCUGGGCUAUGAUUUCAACACUCACCGUCUCUGGGUUGGGUCAGAUCUCAAAAGUAUUGUAUAUGUCAAUAAGUGCAUAGACAAAUACACUGACAGAUGAAUGUCUGUGAUGGGUAUGAUUUGUCCACCCAGGACCAAUGCCAGAAUGGAGAUUGCUUAGAUGUUAACAAUUAAUACAUAUAUAUUUUUUGUACAGAUAUAAUCUCUUGUCAAAACCACACAUUUGGUUUGCCACUUUCUGAAGCUGGCAUUCACCUGUAUGUAAUAUGUAUGGAUAACAAUAAUUUGUCCUGUUUCUGAGCGAAAAAAAAUUAAAUACGUUUAUUUUUGUUAACAUAGAAGAAUGAACCAGAUGAUUAUAUUGUGUAGUGAAAUUAAUGUUUAGUAAUAAAUGAACGAAUGUUAUUUUUUAAUCAAUUUUUAGAAUCAUUUUGCUUUGUUAAACAUGUCAUGAUAUAUAGCAUUAGUCACAAAUUGCCGUUGCUACGGGUUUUACGUACUUGAAGUGAUUGAGAGUGUACAUGUAAAGUAAGGCUAACGAACGUUUGACGUGCCAGUCGUAGAUGUCACGUAAAAUUGUGUUUGGAGACAGGCUGCCACUUUCAACGCGCAAUACUCGUAGGAACCGUACUGGGGUCUUACUAUUUACGUGCAACAAACGUACGCGUGUCUUGAUCACGACAGUAAUACUAUAAGAGUCGUACGUCAUUACAACGGACGUCAUUUGUGCUUUACUACAGCUGCACGGACUAUUUGUUUUUCACAUUAAACUACGAAUAAGUGUUUUUCAUAAGAUAUGUACUGAAUGUUAUCUACUGUAAAAAAGUGAAUAUUAAAAGGUCAAAAGAACUCGGAAAGCAGACUUUUUUGGCAUUGCUACUUUGGUGUCUUAGCCUUGCUACACUUGACGAAAAAAUUUAUCUUUCUUAUCUGAGACCAUGAAAAAUUGAAAAUUUCUCUGACAUCAAGAAGAAAUUUGCCACAAAAGAAUUUGUCGGGAUUUAUGUAUAAUUUUUAAAUGAAUAUUACCCUAACUAAUUUCACAUCUUUAAAUCUAUUACAUUUUUGUGCUGUUGUGGUUUUAGUACCACUCCACGCCCCUUAAAAUCAAAACCUUUGGCAAACAAAGAUGAACUUUUAAUAGAAAGUAAAUCUCUACAACGAAUACUUCUGCUUAUACAAAUGAGCUUUGAGAUUUCUUUGAUUUUGAAAAUCAAAGUCUACAUAUUGGUAUUCUGAUUUUUUAAUUAUGAAAACACUUUUGGAAUAGAGUUCAUGGUUAUAAUGUAUAGUAAUUGAUAUGUUCAACAUAGAGAGAGGACUCUGUUUGCGAACAAAUAUAGUCACACUUGCUAAAAUAAGUAGUACAAUACUAAUUUGAUAGUUUUAUAAAAAAAAAAUUGUCCUACUAUAACUUUGUCUAGUAGGAUGUGUUGCAGUUUUGUAUUUGUAGUUUAAGUUAAAAAUAUCGUUCUAAGCGUUAACAUCAUUUGUUGUCUCCUUAAGGCAAAAAUGUUUAUGUUUAAAUCUUACCACACUUGCAAGUCCAAGUGAUUGAUAUUGUUUUCUACAGUUUACCUAUAUAUCCUUUUUUUUGUUCUGUUUGUCUUUUUUGUCGUUCACCUUCAUGUAAAAAAAAAAACGUGAUUGUUUAUGUUUUUAGAGGGUAGUCAGUAAACGAGUUGAUUUCAUUUUGGUGAAUUGUAAGUUUGUUUCCGAGAUAAAAAAAAAGCAAAAAAAAACAGGCAAAUAUGGUAUUUAAGGCUUUUUUUUUAAAUUUCAUUUUGAACAAAAUGGCAUUUCUUAAAUCCU
Magallana angulata is the source of this 3524-nucleotide messenger RNA. RefSeq lists its product as uncharacterized. Gene Ontology annotation, molecular function: ubiquitin protein ligase activity. The record is from RefSeq and is a predicted model, not a curated record. Gene Ontology annotation, biological process: proteasome-mediated ubiquitin-dependent protein catabolic process; protein polyubiquitination. NCBI's taxonomy places the organism in Eukaryota, Metazoa, Mollusca, Bivalvia, Ostreida, Ostreidae. Bases 208 to 1443 code for a protein of 411 amino acids. The transcript has 3 exons.